Nomia melanderi (Alkali bee) is the source of this 1914-nucleotide messenger RNA. RefSeq lists its product as uncharacterized. Gene Ontology annotation, cellular component: membrane. The record is from RefSeq and is a predicted model, not a curated record. NCBI's taxonomy places the organism in Eukaryota, Metazoa, Arthropoda, Insecta, Hymenoptera, Halictidae.
AGUUCGCCAGUGUCAUUAUCGUUUCUCGAGUAGCCGAUUCCCAAGAUUGUUCAUUGACGGCCGCGCUCCGCCUCCGCGCAUUCGAUCCCCGCCGUGAUAGAAGGGGAAAGCAAUUUCACGCGUUAUCGAUCCGCCGGAAGCUUCAAGGGUGCGCCCCGAUAUCAAUGGAACGAAAGGGAAAGCGCGACGUAGAUUCUCUCCGUGCGUACUGCUCAUCGGUCAAGUGCGCGUUAAAACCCGAUACGUUGAAUUUCUGUCGGACGUUACCGACGCGACGGGCGGACGCGUUAAAAGUAGAAAAACGCGCGGACGAACGAAACAUGAGACAGCACGCUAUUCUUGGAAUCGGCAACGAAGGGAACGACAAUGUCGCACUCGGUAACCAUCAGGACGCAAACCGUGUCGAGCAGCUCCACGGCGUUUAUCAUCAACAGCGGCUACAUGAAAACAUGGAGCGGCGCAGUAAAAUUGUUGCAGUUGGUCCUAGGCAUCGUGUGCGUGUCGAUAAUUGGCCAUCAGUUCACCAUGUACCAGUAUUUCGUUACUGCUGACUUAUUUUUCCUCCUAAUAACGACAGCGUUCCUAAUCGGUACAGGCAUCUUGCUGAUAAGCUGUUUAACAUCCCAUUCCACGGCCACCAUUAUCGCGAAAACCAUCUAUGAACUGAUAUACCAUUCUAUAGCGUUCGGACUGUACCUGUCUGCAUCGUUGACGUUCCUGGUGAACGUUACCAAUAGGAACUCCAGGGGAAACGAGGUUUUAAUGGCCGGAGCGAUCUGCGGUUUGGUGAACUCGGCGCUAUACUUCCUCAGCACGAUCAUCGCCGUGCGCUUGUACAAAGGACACUGAUGAUGCGCAGCGUUCGCUUUCAUCGGACGACUUCGGAUCUCCGCGUCAUUUCGAACCGUAUUUUCGAGCUAUUUCUCGUCGAAACUUCGUCCACCUUCGACAGAACUCUUCGUACUGUUUUAUAUGUACAUACUUGAAAACUUCGUUCCGAUCCCAGGCGAAUCUCCGAACUUUCUAAAACCGUGUUACGUCAACGCAGGAUAUUCGCCGUGUACUGAAAGCCACGAAACAAAUGUACAAAAGUUGUAACCAUAUUCAUCCACGAUCGAAUGAUAGAUACGCGCAGACUUUUCACCGCGUGUCCGAAUAAUCCGCGCAAAAGGCCUUAUCGACGGGCGUUUGGUACUUCUAUACAUACUCUUUUCUAUUUAUAUACAUUGUAUACAAACGUACGUGUAAUGUGCGUAUAUAUAUAUAUACACACGAUACGCACAGCUGACGUUCGUGAUGAACUGUUUACCGAAAUAAACUUUACCAGUGAAAGUUCCAACGAAAAUCCCGCUUGCAUUCGACGCGUCGCGACAAAGCAACGACCUAAUUAACAGUCCGCGAAAUUGGCUCGUUACGUCGAUAAAAAUGCGGCUUUCUUUCCCGCACUGUGGCCAUCGACAGGACGCGGACUCGCACGUAACCGCGUAUGCGGGACGGGUUUCAAUAAAGCUCCACAAGAACAGAGAGAGAAGGAGGACAGGAUACUGCGGUUGGCGCGCAACGUAAGCAAUGAAAUUAUGUAGCCGAAUAGGAACGAACGCGCGCGUCACACGAGCAUGUAGGAAAUUAACGACUUUUCAUCGCGACCGAGCAAAUCGUCACCCGAUCGGGAUCGUUGAACAGCCCUCCGCCGUCGGCGUCCUUACUACAUCGCUAAGAAGCGAAUGCGAUUCGAUCGAGAGAAUUGAGGAAAUUAAUGUUUCGCGUUCUGAAACUAUUAUGCUACAUAUUCAGAAGCUAUAUAAAGUGCUUUCUGACAUAGAACAAGUCCUUUAACACUAGACCUACCAUACCAGUCAGAAUGACUGGUUUUGAUCUUGUUUCGUAAUUAUUAACAUCUUAAAAGCAUUCAAU